GGAGCAGUGACAAUGAACUCGUCCAGCCUCGUUGUCGCGAGCUCAUUUUUCUCGAUAGCGCUUCUUGAAUGGCUUCAGGAGCUAAUACCUCCAGGGUGCUGGUCCUAAUGCCGGGACUAUCUCUCUCGAUCCGGCCCCAGAAUAGUCGGGGAGGGUCGUUCAUCGAGCCGCUCUCCUCGCUGAACUUCUCAAGCCAAUCCCUCCAGAGCGGAUGCACACCAAGAAGAAACUGACUGACGUUCAAGACUCCAAGCAUGUUGAACUUAUCCUUAUCUUUGAGGAGGGGACACGACAUUCUACCGAUGCUCUGAUUGGCGCCGAUAGCAUAUUCGGUUUUGUGCGUUCUCACGUGCUGGGGACGGAUCAUCCUGCGCUUAAACCUCAAUUUGCCGGUUUCUGGGACUGUAGAUUCCUCGUGUCGAUCGAGAAAGCAAGAGAAUUAAUUGGCCAAUAUCUUAAGGAGGGGGAGGAGAGACAAUACGGAUGGGUUGGCGACGGCGCCUUUUUCUUGCACGACAUACUAGACAAUGGGAAACUGUGCAAGGCGUCGCUAGCGGACUCGUGAACGGAGAGUGGGACAAGGACCAAUGGAG
Messenger RNA from Trematosphaeria pertusa, 593 nucleotides. RefSeq lists its product as uncharacterized. NCBI's taxonomy places the organism in Eukaryota, Fungi, Ascomycota, Dothideomycetes, Pleosporales, Trematosphaeriaceae. The transcript has a single exon. The record is from RefSeq and is a predicted model, not a curated record. Gene Ontology annotation, biological process: secondary metabolite biosynthetic process. The coding region runs from base 212 to 565 and encodes 117 amino acids.